Nymphaea colorata (pocket water lily) is the source of this 2593-nucleotide messenger RNA. Its product is annotated as YTH domain-containing protein ECT4-like. The record is from RefSeq and is a predicted model, not a curated record. Gene Ontology annotation, cellular component: cytoplasm. Gene Ontology annotation, molecular function: mRNA binding. The transcript has 9 exons. NCBI's taxonomy places the organism in Eukaryota, Viridiplantae, Streptophyta, Magnoliopsida, Nymphaeales, Nymphaeaceae. Gene Ontology annotation, biological process: mRNA destabilization. The coding region runs from base 503 to 2371 and encodes 622 amino acids.
GAGAGAGAGAAAGAAACCAGAAAAAUAGAAAAAAGCGAGAAAAAUAUCCGGUGUAGGAGGUGGAGCCGUGGUGCUAUUUGAAUCACCUCUUGGCCACCCAGAGGACGCCUCUCUUUUCUUCCCACCUCCGGCACCGUCGGCGGCUGCCAUAUCUCCCCCUCCCUUGCGCCCCUCUGGCACGAGUUGUGUUGCACCUGAAUAGAGAGAGGAGCUAGAGGGGGAAAGAGGGGGUGAUACCAUCUUCACCAGUUACCAACAUGGCGGCUGUGGCUCCUUCUCCGGAACAAUCUACAGAAUUGCUUAAGAACUUAUCGUUGGAUUCACAAUCGAAGGCUCCAGAGAUUCCUGAGCCCACAAAGAAGAAUCAAUGGUUCAGAUUUAUUUAUUACUUGUUCUAUAGCCAUCUUCUGUUCGGUAUGAAGCUGGUGAUGUUGGAAAGGCAGUAAACUCUACCAGUAAUCGUUCCACAACACCCAUCCUUCAGGAAUUUGCGGAUCCUAACAUGUUCUAUGUUCCUAAUGGAUAUGCUUCUUCUACAUAUUAUUAUGGAGGGUAUGAUGGUCCAAUGAAUGAGUGGGAGGAUUAUCCUAGAUAUGUCAGUCCUGAUGGAGUUGAGAUACCACCUCAUGGUGUUUAUGGGGACUGUGGAAAUAUGAUGUAUCACCCUGGAUAUGGUUACCUUCCUUGUGGUGCAUAUUCUCCAUGUUCAUCAGUUCCAACUGUGGGUCCAGAUGGACAGCUUUAUAGUCCUCAGCCGUACCAAUAUGUGGCACCAUACUACCAGCAUCCUAGCCCACCGGUAGGCCAAUUUGAUGCAAGCAAUCAAGCUACUGUGAUCAAUUCCGGCAUUUCUGCAUGCACUGCAGCUGACUUGGGAACAGUACCUAUUGAACCUGUUAAUGGGGCUUCUAAAAAUUUAGCAAAUGACAAUGCAAAUGGGAGUCAUGGAUCACAGCCGUCCAGGCCAAGCAAUCAGUCAUCACCUGCAGUCAAUUCAAAUGGUGCAUGUGGGAAGGGUACUUUGCCAAGCAUUCAAGAUCCUCACUCUAAUUCUCAAGGGCAACGAUCAGUUUGGGUGGCUAGACCUGUGUUGUCUAAUGGGCAGCAUGGACCUGUGGCUAGUGCCCCAUUGUCUUCUCCAGUUUCUCAGCCUACAGGAUCUAGAAACCAGAAUGUUCGGUCCCCUCCUCAUCUGAUGGGAAUGCAUCCUUCUAGGCCGAAUCCUGUUAUGGCACCUGCUUCUGCCUUUAUGAACAGGAUAUAUCCAAACAACAGAGUGUACAAUCAUGACACAGGUGCUUCGAGGCUUCCUUAUGGUUAUGGCUCAAAUGGGUACGACUCCAGAGCACAUUGGCAUGGCUGGAUGCCUGUUGAUAGUAAAUACAAGCCUCGAGGACGUGGUAAUGGAUAUCUCUAUUAUAGCAAUGAAAACAUAGAUGCAUUGAAUGAGCAGAACAAGGGACCCAGAGCUGCUAGAUAUAAGAACCAAAGAGGUUUCCUUUCAGGUGUCACAUUGGCAGCGAAGGGUCAGACUCUAAACGAGAAGUCAGAGGAUUCCUACAAGGCUCCAGAGAGAGAACAGUACAACCAUCCAGAGUUUGUUACCAAGUAUACAGAUGCAAAAUUUUUUGUUAUCAAGUCAUAUAGUGAGGAUGAUAUUCACAAGAGCAUAAAAUACAAUGUCUGGGCCAGUACUCCAAAUGGUAACAAAAAGCUUGAUGCUGCUUAUCGAGAGGCCAGUGAGAAAGCCAGUGCUUGUCCUGUCUUCUUAUUGUUCUCUGUGAACACAAGUGGGCAAUUCUGUGGCCUUGCAGAAAUGGUUGGUCCAGUUGAUUUCAACAAAAAUCUAGACUAUUGGCAGCAAGACAAAUGGAAUGGUUGUUUUCCUGUCAAGUGGCAUAUUGUAAAGGACAUCCCUAACAGUUUACUGAAACACAUUAUUCUGGAGAACAAUGAUAACAAGCCUGUGACAAACAGCAGAGACACUCAGGAGGUGAAACUUGAGCAGGGGCUUGAGAUUCUAAAAAUAUGCAAAGAACAUGCCUCCAAGACUUGUAUGUUAGAUGACUUUGGAUUUUAUGAGAACCGACAGAGACAAAUGCAGGAAAGCAGAGGAAAGUUGAAGCAGAUUCAGAAGCCGAUAUGGGACGAGAAGGUAAAUACCUGUUCUGCUGAGAACAAGGAUGGGACAAAAUCAAAAUCCUUGAAGCCUAUUGAGCCAGUGGUGAUUCUUCAGAAGGAAACAGCCCAGGUUCUUGGAGAGGCAAAAUCAUCAGUAGAAAACGGCUUGGCUACAGGAGCUGGAGAUGUCGCAAAGAAUGCUAAACCAGCGACUAAUAAGAGGGUAGCAAAUGGAGUUUCCAGGGUCUGAAUCUUUAUUACUACAGGAGCUGCAUUUUCCAUGUAAUUUAUGAGUUUCUAUAGCCACAGAGAAGUUCAGAAAAUUUUUGCUGUUUUGGGUAGUGUACCUCUCACUCUUCGGCUGAGGAGAUCUGGAGAUGCAAAGCUCUUCAAGUAAUAAAAAGUAGAUUGAACCCCACAAAGAAAAGAAGUAUUAAUUUGUGGGUAUGCCAAUACAAAUUCAUUAUUGCUC